This is a messenger RNA of Paramormyrops kingsleyae, 1906 nucleotides long. Its product is annotated as transmembrane protein 233. The record is from RefSeq and is a predicted model, not a curated record. Lineage: Eukaryota; Metazoa; Chordata; Actinopteri; Osteoglossiformes; Mormyridae. Gene Ontology annotation, cellular component: membrane.
UGGAAUGCCAGGAAUAGACUACCAGAAUACAGCUGCUCUCCUCCCGUGCUCCUCCUUCCUUGGGUCUGGAACAGAUCCAGAGGGUGUAAAUCUCUGCAGCCCUCUUUAUGCCCACCCAUCUCUCUCUCUCUUUCUCUCACCCACUCUCCCCUCCCUCUCUCUCCAAGAGAGAUUGUAUUUACCCUUAAAAAUAAUUUAGUCGCUCCUCAGCUGUAGGGCAGCCCUUCCCACAAUCCUUACUCAGACCCAGUGAAGGUCGUUCACUCUUUCGCAGUUUGUAGCUGUAUUCAUAUUACUGCAAAUUUUAAGUGAAAUUUUUAUCUUUGCUUCUAUUUGUCGUCUUUGCCUGCACCAAUGUCGCUUGGGGCGGCGGAGCGGAAUGUCAAGCGUCCACUGGAUGAGAACCAGUGUCGGCGAGACGAGGCAGAGGAAGCCCCCCCACUACGGAAUUACCUGGCCUUCACCAUCUUCACCUGCUUCUGCCCCGCCUAUCCCAUCAACAUCGUGGCCCUGGUCUUUUCCGUGUUGUCACAGAACAGCCACGCCGAGGGGGACUACGAGGGCUCUCGCCGGCUGGGCCGCAAAGCCCUGCACUUAGGUAUCGCCUCCAUUGUCAUCGGCCUGCUGCUCAUAGCUGUCUACUGCAUCGUCCACUUCACCACGUAUGACAUUUGAUCGGUGGGAGGAAAUGAGGGGAUCUUCAGCGAAGGAGUCCUCUUCAUCCGAGAAAGGAGCAGCCGGCUGCACAUUCACACUCCCUUCCUCUGUCUCCGGGCCCCUGGGUCUGCACAUCAUCCCACAGAAGAUCUACCAGAAGGCCACAGCUCGGUCUCUCCUGCUUUGGUCUCUCCUGUAUUGGUCUCUACUGCCUCGGCCUCUCCUGCCCCUCCUACAGACUCUGAUUUAAUUCCCAUAUGUCAAGAGCUGAUUUUUUCUACAAUGAGGGAGAAGCCUGAGAAAAAAAAUUGUCUCCCACUGACAGUUUAUUCUGCAUUUUUGCAAGUUUAACCUGUCAGAUGAAAAAUAUAAAAACUGUCCAUUAAAACUGACAAUUCAACCAAAAUGAUUAGACACGAAUCAAGAUGCAUUUCUCUUAUUUGUGAUGCAGGUAGAUCAAUAUCAUAUAGUUUCAGGUGCUGCUUUUGAGGGCACGGGUGGGGGAUGUGCUGCACAUGAUCUUUGACCUCUGAGGAGCUGGUGUGACCCUGGCAGCAGGUCAGCAUGUCUGCUUGUACGCUUCACAGCACAUUCUUGCAUAACAGUUUGCCAGUUACCUGGCAUCACUUUUCUAAAUACUAUAGAAAUAAACAAUGAUUGGCUGCAGAAAUAAAUUCAAGCAACUUACAUAAUCAUUGGUAUGUAGAUAAUUUAUCAGUUAAAAUGACCUAUGUGAAGCAUUCUCUGGUGAAGAGCCUUGUGCAGUGGUUAAAUUAAAUCAACCCGCAAAAAACCCUGCAAAGAUACAGCUAAUUGUCAAAACUAUAGACAUCAUUUCAGAACUAAACUGUCCAGAUGAGGGGUAUGUUUACAUAGCCACUGAUUUGAUAAGUCAGAUGCACAGGGUUGGGGGACACCCUGAGCAAGAUUCCAGUCCAUCAUAGGGCAUAGGGCUGGGGUACACCCCAAGCAAGAUGCCAGUCCAUCACGGGGCUGGGGGACACCCCAAGUAAGAUGCCAGUCCAUCAUAGGGCAUAGGGCUGGGGUACACCCCGAUCAAGAUGCCAGUCUAAACACACACUUAUUUACAUACACAUUCAUACACUAUGGGCAGAUUAGGAACAUAAUAUAUUGUGUAUUUCAUUUCCAAAAUUGUAAAGCUAUUGCAGGACUGUACAUAAUUAAGCUUGUUGUGUAAAAUAUGCUAUACAGAUAAUAAAGAAUAAAUGCUAAGCUAGUUACUGGAUUA